ACAGAAUAUGGAGGAAGAAUAUAUAUGACCUGUCUGGAUUCUUCUUUGCAGCCAGGACAUACUGAUAAGUGCAUACAAGCUUGCUACGAUAAACUAUCAUCUCACAAUUUCUCUAGACUUUGUGGCGAUCAAACUUGACAUUACAACAACAAAAUGCCUAGCUCAGAACAAGCCUCUACAUCCACCAAACGAAACCUCAUCGUAAUCUCCAACCGACUCCCUCUCUCCGUCAAACGCAGUGAAGAUGGUUCCUAUAUCUCCAGCAUGUCAAGCGGUGGACUGGUCACCUCGCUUUCCGGGUUGACCAAGACAGCUGAAUUUCGCUGGUAUGGAUGGCCGGGGAUGAGUCCGAAGGAGUCCGUGGAGCAGGACGAGAUUCGACGCAGUUUGGCGCCGCAUAAUGCGAUUCCAGUGUUUUUGGAUGAGGAGUUGGCUCAGAAGCAUUACAAUGGUUUCUCCAAUCAAAUUCUGUGGCCGAUUCUACACUACCAACCCGGCGUGACGUACGACGAAGGGAAAUGGGAAGCCUACAAAAAGGUUAAUGAAAUCUUUGCCGAUACCAUAGCAGAGGCUGCUCAGGAAGAGGACUUAAUCUGGGUACAUGACUAUCAUUUGAUGCUACUGCCGGAAUUGUUGAGAGAGCGAAUGGCCAAGAAGAAACGACAAGCCUGUAUUGGGUUCUCGUUGCAUACGCCUUUCCCGCCGUCAGAGUCGUUGAAGGUGUUGCCCGUGGCAAAGGAUAUUCUGAAGGGGAUGUUGUCGAGUACAUUGGUCGGGUUUCACACAGAGGAUUAUAGGAAGAAUUUCAGCGAGAGCUGUGAAUAUUUAUUGAACGCACGAGUACAAGAUAGUUCAAUCUUAUACAAAGACCGACUCGUCAAAACAGGCCAUUUCACCGUCGGCAUUGAUCCGGACAAAUUCAACGAAACGCUCAAGAAAGAUGACGUCCAGGCACGCAUCCACGAUCUGAAUGAGCGAUACAAAGAUAUCAAAGUAAUUGUUGGCGUGGAUAGGCUGGAUUACAUCAAAGGCCUGACGCAGAAAUUACACGGAUUCGAGCAAUUCUUGACCGAUUACCCGAAAUGGCAAGGGAAAGUCGUCUUGAUCCAAGUUGCGGUACCAAGUCGAGAAGAUGUCAAGGAGUAUCAGGAACUAGAGACGGAGCUUAGUUGCCUGGUUGGGAAGAUUAACGGGAAAUUUAGCAAACCCGAAUACUCUCCAAUCAUAUAUCUCCACCGUUCCAUCCCCUUCACCGAACUCACAGCUCUAUACUCAAUUGCAGACAUGUGUCUUCUAACAUCUAGCCGUGACGGCAUGAACCUCGUCGCUUUCGAAUAUAUUGCAUGUCAAGAACAACGAAACGGCGUAUUGGCGCUUUCCGAGUUUGCGGGUGCAUCUGUAUUCAUGGCUGACGGCACAAUACAGUUCCAUCCGGCGAAUAUCAAGGAGAUGUCGCAGUGUAUUCAUCAGGGGUUGACGAUGUCAAAGGAGGAGAGGAAGGAGAGAUACGACAAACUUGCCAAGUUUGUGCAUACGAAUACUAGUGCGAGAUGGGGUCAGUCUUUUGUGGCGGAGUUGUCGAAGCGGCAUGCCUAGAUGACAGAAUUUCGAGGAUAUACGUCAAGAGUAUUUUAGCAGCAAUGGUGUCAUGAGUAAACGCAUACUAGAUUUGGUGACAAGAAUGUUCAUUAUCUGAUUCUGUUAUCUACUUUUAAUCUGAUACUAGUAUCGUUCUGUCAGGACUAUAUCACCCUCACUCUGAGAGA
Molecule: messenger RNA, 1766 nt
Organism: Talaromyces stipitatus ATCC 10500
Lineage: Eukaryota; Fungi; Ascomycota; Eurotiomycetes; Eurotiales; Trichocomaceae
Product: alpha,alpha-trehalose-phosphate synthase subunit, putative
Exons: 5
Coding region: 154-1596 (480 amino acids)
Biological process (GO): trehalose biosynthetic process; cellular response to heat
Cellular component (GO): alpha,alpha-trehalose-phosphate synthase complex (UDP-forming); cytosol
Molecular function (GO): catalytic activity
Source: RefSeq, a predicted model, not a curated record